This is a messenger RNA of Myotis davidii, 2025 nucleotides long. RefSeq lists its product as uncharacterized. NCBI's taxonomy places the organism in Eukaryota, Metazoa, Chordata, Mammalia, Chiroptera, Vespertilionidae. The transcript is spliced from 8 exons. The record is from RefSeq and is a predicted model, not a curated record. The coding region runs from base 919 to 2010 and encodes 363 amino acids.
UUUACUUUUAUGAAUUCUAUAUGCUGAAAGGUGAUUUUAAUGAAUACAGAAUAAUACACAGUUCCAAUAGAAGCAUAAUAGAGGCACAUGUACUGAGCCAUAAUAGUAGUAUAGAAGCUAUGGACUCUGGAAUGAUGUUUCUAUAAUUUUGACUCCAUUUUUUAUUUUUGGCAUAGAUUAUUGUUUGAAAUUGAACAGGUUCUAAAUUUUAAUCCCUCAAAAAAUGAUUACAAAAACCUAUCUACCAAAAUACUCAUACAUUUCAUAAUUUAUCUGUCCAUAACAUUGCUUUCUUCCAUUCACCAUUUUAUAGUCAUAAAGAUACAACCUUCCCAGAGAAUGAGAAGAAACCAUCACCAAAGUAGAGAAAUAGGAUAAUAUGUUAAAAAGAUAAUAGAAGAUAACCUCUGUGAAAGUAUAAAGAAACAUUCUUGAUUCAAAUUUGUGUUGUUCCUUCUCCUACUCUUUGAAUUCAUUAUAUUUCUAUUGUAUCUCACUCAUAAUAAUAGUGUUGUUGAGACUGACAAAAACCCAGCUGCUUUAAACUAUCACUUGACUGAUCAUAUAUCACAGGGUUUAUAUAACUGUCUGAUGUAUUGGACCUUGAAAAGUCUCCUCCAUAUAGAGGUGUGCCUUUAAAUUCUACAUGACUGGAUUUAGGUAUUCCAGCCUUGGUAUCAUUGGCCUGAAUAAUAUUCACUCCAUGGUGUCUACUGUAACCAGAAUGAGAUGAAAUAUCUCCAUGUACAUUCCUAGAGUUUCUGAAGCUAUCUGCUGCCUGUUCAAGGUGGUGUCCCGGUCUAUGUGUACUGCCUGUUCCUGACAACCCAUGGGAAGAUACGGACUGCCUGUGGGUGGCUGUUUGCCCUUGAGGAGACCCCGAGUGCCUAGGGCUAUCUCCUGAUUGUCCAUGGGAGGAUGCAUGCGGAAGCGUUGAACUGGAUCCACUCCCCACACGGGUCGAGGAGGAUGGUCUACUUGAAUUUUCGCUGUCGCUGGCCUGACUGCUACUGGAGCCCCUUUGUCUGGUUGACCUGGAUCCCGAGGACGAUGGUCGGUGUCCAGUGCCCGAGUGUCUGCGGCUGUCAGACUGUCCUUCGCUGUCGCUGGCCUGACUGCUACUGGAGCCCCUUUGUCUGGUUGACCUGGAUCCCGAGGACGAUGGUCGGUGUCCAGUGCCCGAGUGUCUGCGGCUGUCAGACUGUCCUUCGCUGUCGCUGGCCUGACUGCUACUGGAGCCCCUUUGUCUGGUUGACCUGGAUCCCGAGGACGAUGGUCGGUGUCCAGUGCCCGAGUGUCUGCGGCUGUCAGACUGUCCUUCGCUGUCGCUGGCCUGACUGCUACUGGAGCCCCUUUGUCUGGUUGACCUGGAUCCCGAGGACGAUGGUCGGUGUCCAGUGCCCGAGUGUCUGCGGCUGUCAGACUGUCCUUCGCUGUCGCUGGCCUGACUGCUACUGGAGCCCCUUUGUCUGGUUGACCUGGAUCCCGAGGACGAUGGUCGGUGUCCAGUGCCCGAGUGUCUGCGGCUGUCAGACUGUCCUUCGCUGUCGCUGGCCUGACUGCUACUGGAGCCCCUUUGUCUGGUUGACCUGGAUCCCGAGGACGAUGGUCGGUGUCCAGUGCCCGAGUGUCUGCGGCUGUCAGACUGUCCUUCGCUGUCGCUGGCCUGACUGCUACUGGAGCCCCUUUGUCUGGUUGACCUGGAUCCCGAGGACGAUGGUCGGUGUCCAGUGCCCGAGUGUCUGCGGCUGUCAGACUGUCCUUCGCUGUCGCUGGCCUGACUGCUACUGGAGCCCCUUUGUCUGGUUGACCUGGAUCCCGAGGACGAUGGUCGGUGUCCAGUGCCCGAGUGUCUGCGGCUGUCAGGUGACUGCUCAUGCUGGGAUUGUGGUCUUCCUCUUGAGCUCGAUCCUGACUGCCCAUGGGAUGAGGCGUGGUGUCCCGCGGAGGAUGUCUGGGCAUGAUGUGAGCCUGUUUGUCUCGAGCUGUCUGCAGUCCGCCCAUGUGUAGGUCUCUGUCUUUUUU